AUGCCGCCUGGCUUCCAGCAGCUUGGAGGAGAGGUUUUACAGAGAAUAACAGGAACUCUUGCCCUAUCGGUGUUCACAGCAGUGUUGGGCUCUCUUCAGUUUGGAUACAAUAUUGGAGUUAUUAAUUCUCCUCAAAAGAUUAUUGAGGAAGAAUAUAACUCAACAUGGAUACACCGCUACUCAGUGCCCAUUCCCAGGUCCACACUUACCUCUCUCUGGUCUCUCUCUGUGGCCAUCUUCUCCAUCGGAGGCAUGCUGUCCUCAUUCUGUGUGGGCAUCAUCUCAGAAUGGCUAGGCAGGAGGAAAGCAAUGCUUAUUAAUAAUCUCCUGGCAUUUAUUGGUGGAGGCUUGAUGGCAAUGUCCAAACUCAGUAAAUCAUUCGAGAUGAUGAUUUUAGGACGGUUCAUAAUCGGUGCAUACUGCGGACUGGCAUCAGGGCUGGUUCCCAUGUAUAUUGGUGAAAUAUCCCCCACCAGCCUGAGAGGAGCCCUGGGUACACUGCACCAGCUAGCCAUUGUCACUGGUAUUCUCAUUGCCCAGAUUUUAGGACUUGAGUCGUUGCUGGGCAGUGAGGAAUUAUGGCCUGUGUUGUUGGGCAUUACAGUGAUCCCUACAGUCCUACAGAUGGCAUUGUUGCCAUUCUGCCCAGAAAGUCCUCGCUUUCUUUAUAUCAUCCGCUGCCAGGAGCACCAUGCCAAGAGUGGCUUGAGGCGGCUGACUGGGAGGCUGGAUGUAAGUGAAGACUUGGCAGAAAUGAAGGAAGAGAAGAGGAGGAUGGACAUGGAGAGAAAAGUUUCCAUUGCUGAGCUCUUCCGCUCACCGCUGUACAGACAGCCCAUUAUCAUUUCCAUCCUGCUGCAGCUCUCCCAACAGCUGUCAGGCAUCAAUGCUAUCUUCUACUACUCAACCAGUAUAUUUCAGAAGGCUGGGGUGGGGAGUCCAGUUUAUGCCACCAUAGGUGCCGGAGUUGUGAACUGUGCUUUCACUGCGGUCUCGCUUUUUCUGGUGGAGAGGAUGGGACGGCGGACACUUCAUAUGCUAGGACUGGCUGGAAUGUGUGUGUGUGCAAUUGUUAUGACAGUCGCACUCAGCUUACUGGAAACAGUUCCGUUGAUGAGCUACAUCAGUAUGCUGUCCAUCUUUGGCUUUGUGGCUUUCUUCGAGGUGGGACCAGGACCAAUCCCCUGGUUCUUUGUGGCUGAGCUGUUUUCUCAGGGGCCUAGACCUGCAGCCAUGGCUGUAGCUGGAUUCUCCAACUGGACAGCAAACUUCAUCAUUGGGAUGGGAUUCCAGUACAUUGCUGACCUAUGUGGCCCAUACGUUUUUCUUAUCUUUGCGUCACUCCUCCUCUUUUUCUUGCUGUUCACAUUCUUCCGAGUUCCGGAAACCAGAGGAAAAACAUUCGACCAGAUUUCUGCCACCUUCCAGCACCACACACCCAGCAUGAUGGAAAUGGAAUUAAACCAGGAGCUUGUAAAGCCAAGUACAGAGCUAGAGAAUCUUGGUGCAGAUGGUUUGGAACACUAAAAGACGUUAAGUAAAAGAUCUGAUGCAGUGAAUGAGACCAUACAGAGAUGCCCCAUGAUGAGUUCCAGGGUGACAGUGGACAGUGUACAUGUGUUUCUGAAAGACUUGGAUAACUGCACUUUAUCUUUACAAAGAAAGUUAAGAUUUUAAUGCCAGUUUUAUUUAUUUAUAUAUUUCACUGACAUGCUGGAUAGUUCCAUUAUGUUGAGACUUAUUCGGGAUGCACAUUUAGCAUUUUAAAGAUUUUC
Trichomycterus rosablanca is the source of this 1775-nucleotide messenger RNA. Its product is annotated as solute carrier family 2, facilitated glucose transporter member 4-like. The transcript has 11 exons. Lineage: Eukaryota; Metazoa; Chordata; Actinopteri; Siluriformes; Trichomycteridae. Gene Ontology annotation, cellular component: endomembrane system; perinuclear region of cytoplasm; membrane. The record is from RefSeq and is a predicted model, not a curated record. Bases 1 to 1527 code for a protein of 508 amino acids. Gene Ontology annotation, biological process: monosaccharide transmembrane transport. Gene Ontology annotation, molecular function: hexose transmembrane transporter activity.